Molecule: messenger RNA, 1168 nt
Organism: Oncorhynchus keta (chum salmon)
Lineage: Eukaryota; Metazoa; Chordata; Actinopteri; Salmoniformes; Salmonidae
Exons: 2
Coding region: 410-1159 (249 amino acids)
Source: RefSeq, a predicted model, not a curated record
UACACUCGAUCCCUCCGAUGUCAACAACUACAGACCAGUAUCCCUUCUUUCUUUUCUCUCCAAAACUCUUGAACGUGCCGUCCUUGGCCAGCUCUCCCGCUAUCUCUCUCAGAAUGACCUUCUUGAUCCAAAUCAGUCAGGUUUCAAGACUAGUCAUUCAACUGAGACUGCUCUUCUCUGUAUCACGGAGGCGCUCCGCACCGCUAAAGCUAACUCUCUCUCCUCUGCUCUCAUCCUUCUAGACCUAUCGGCUGCCUUCGAUACUGUGAACCAUCAGAUCCUCCUCUCCACCCUCUCCGAGUUGGGCAUCUCCGGCGCGGCCCACGCUUGGAUUGCGUCCUACCUGACAGGUCGCUCCUACCAGGUGGCGAAUCGCAUCUCUGCAUGUCUGGCAGACAUAUCAGUGUGGAUGACGGAUCACCACCUCAAGCUGAACCUCGGCAAGACGGAGCUGCUCUUCCUCCCGGGGAAGGACUGCCCGUUCCAUGAUCUCGCCAUCACGGUUGACAACUCCAUUGUGUCCUCCUCCCAGAGCGCUAAGAACCUUGGCGUGAUCCUGGACAACACCCUGUCGUUCUCAACUAACAUCAAGGUGGUGGCCCGUUCCUGUAGGUUCAUGCUCUACAACAUCCGCAGAGUACGACCCUGCCUCACACAGGAAGCGGCGCAGGUCCUAAUCCAGGCACUUGUCAUCUCCCGUCUGGAUUACUGCAACUCGCUGUUGGCUGGGCUCCCUGCCUGUGCCAUUAAACCCCUACAACUCAUCCAGAACGCCGCAGCCCGUCUGGUGUUCAACCUUCCCAAGUUCUCCCACGUCACCCCGCUCCUCCGCUCUCUCCACUGGCUUCCAGUUGAAGCUCGCAUCCGCUACAAGACCAUGGUGCUUGCCUACGGAGCGGUGAGGGGAACGGCACCUCAGUACCUCCAGGCUCUGAUCAGGCCCUACACCCAAACAAGGGCACUGCGUUCAUCCACCUCUGGCCUGCUCGCCUCCCUACCACUGAGGAAGUACAGUUCCCGCUCAGCCCAGUCAAAACUGUUCGCUGCUCUGGCCCCCCAAUGGUGGAACAAACUCCCUCACGACGCCAGGACAGCGGAGUCAAUCACCACCUUCCGGAGACACCUGAAACCCCACCUCUUUAAGGAAUACCUAGAAUAGGAUAAGUAA